UUCUCUCUCCUCCCAACAUGGAGUGGAGGACAUCUGCAGUUUGCAUACUACUGUUGGCUCUUAUAUGUGACUUCCAGGUUAAUGCAAAGAGGGAUAGUAACCAUGUAAGCAACAUUUGCAGCAUGUGGGGUAACUUUCACUUCAUCACAUUCGAUGGGGACUCUUACCAGUUCCAAGGCAUGUGCGAGUAUAACCUGGUGUCUGACUGCCAAAGCCUCAGUCGCCAGUUCUCAGUUCACAUGAAGAGAAUGGAACACACCAGCGACCCAAAUAUCAGCAGAGUGGCGGUUACCAUCAAUGACGUUUCUGUCAAAAUGACUCCAAACCAGGUCAUGAUCAACGAACAUAUUGUAACAUUACCCAUCCAUGUAUCUGGCAUCCUUGUGGAAGAGAAUACAAUUUACACCAAACUCCAUUCCAAACUGGGGAUCAGUGUCAUUUGGAACAGAAAGGAUGCAAUCAUGGUGGAGCUAGAUGCCAAAUAUUCAAAUCGUACUUGUGGACUGUGUGGCGAUUUCAAUAGUAUUCCAGUUUAUAACGAGUUUAUUCAAUCAGAACAAAAGGUUGGUCAUAUUGAAUUUGGGAAUAUGCACAGAGUUCCCAAUCCAGAGCAUGUCUGUGAAAACCCUUUUGAAAACAAUGAUGAGCAAAAUGUGCUGGACCAAUGCGAAAAACAUCGGGAUUCUUGUGCAGAGCUUUUGGAGAAUGAAGACUGGUCUUCUUGUACAAUGGUUUUGAGUCCUGAGCCGUAUGUCACGGCCUGUAUGCAUGAUUUGUGCUUUCAUAAAAUUAGAGAUGUUAACACACUCUGUGCGACUUUUUCGGAAUACUCCCGCCAGUGCUCUCAUGCGGGAGGGACUCCGCCCACUUGGAGAACAGAGCGAUUCUGCGCUGUGAAAUGCCCUUUAAAUAUGGUACAUUCUGAAAGUGGCUCCCCCUGUAUGGCUACAUGCUCAAACAAAGGAACUAACAUAGUGUGUGAGGAACACAACAUUGACGGCUGCUUCUGCCCACAAGGAACUGUGUUCGAUGACAUCUCAAACAAGGGCUGCAUCCCAGUGGAACAGUGCCUGUGCAAACAUGACAAAAACUACAAAUCAGGAGAAGUCCUCCUUAAGGAUGACAUGGAAUGCAUAUGUGUGGAGGGGGACUGGAAUUGUACGAUUCUACCCAGCCCUGGCCUGUGCGCCGUAGAGGAAGGAUCUCACUUUACCACCUAUGAUGGGAAAGAAUACACUUUCCAUGGAGACUGCACCUAUGUUCUCUCCAAAGACUGUGAAGACUCAAAGUUUAUCAUAUUAGGUCAGAUUGCACCUUGUUUUACUCAGAAAACCGACACCUGCUUGAAAGCUAUAGUGGUGCUGCUUGACAACAAUAAGACAAAUCCUCUGCUCAUCAGACAUGAUGGCAUGGUACAACACAAUGCUGAAGUGCCACUUCCUUACAGCACAGCUGACUUCAAGGUGUUCAUGCCCUCAUCGUUUCACAUCAUACUCCAGACCACAUUGGGGCUGCAGGUGCAGGUACAGCUGGUACCCAUUAUGCAAGUGUACAUCACUAUGGAUCAAAGCUUCCAGGGCAAGACUUGUGGUCUUUGUGGAAAUUUUAACAAAGUGCUGUCUGAUGACCUGAAGACCCCUCAGGGUAUAGUGGAGGGUAUAGCGGUUUCCUUCGCAAAUACCUGGAAGACCCAAUCUAACUGCCACGACCAUACUGAGAGAAUGGACGAUCCCUGUUCCAACAGCAUUGACAGCGGGCACUUUGCUGAGCAUUGGUGUUCCAAGAUGAAGGACAAGAAGAGCCCCUUUGCCAGAUGUCAUGCUAGUGUCAAUCCAGAAAGCUACUACAAAAGAUGCAAAUACUCUAGCUGUACCUGUGAGAAGAGUGAAGACUGUAUGUGUGCGGUAUUUUCCUCAUACGCCCGGGACUGUGCGGCUAAAGCAAUAUUUCUCAAAGGCUGGCGUCAAGCAGUGUGCGAGAAGUACUCCGAGAACUGCCCAGCAACACAAAACUACUACUAUCAGCUGCAGAGCUGCCAGCGUACCUGUCUUUCUCUCAGCUCUGAGCAUAAAGGCUGCAACAUUGACUUUGUACCUGUGGAUGGAUGUGCAUGUCCAGAUGGACUCUACCAGGAUGAGAAUGGACUGUGUGUACCUAUGAAACAAUGUCCUUGUUUUCACAAUGGGCAGAAAAUCCAUCCCGGCAGGUCUAUUAGCCUUAAGGAUGAACACUGUGUUUGCAUAAAUGGAAAGUUCCACUGUCGGUCAUCGAAAGCUCAUCAUCUGGAAUGUUCCCAUCCAAAGGUUUUCUUCAACUGCAGUACAGCAGGCCCAGAUGAACAUGGACUGGAGUGUGCAGGCACUUGUUUGCAACAGGAAGUUGAUUGUUUCUCGCUGGACUGUGAAUCUGGGUGCCAGUGUCCUGCUGGUCUACUGGAUGAUGGCAAAGGGCAUUGUGUUAAAUCGCAUGAAUGUCCAUGUCCACACAAUGGACAGAUUUAUGCAGCAGGGAGUGAAAUACCCAUGGACUGCAAUAAAUGCACUUGCAAAUGGGGAAAAUGGUCAUGUACAGACAAAAAGUGUCUAGGCAUCUGCAAUAUAUAUGGUAGUGGACAUUAUCAAACAUUUGAUCAACGAAGAUUCGGCUUCAGGGGAGACUGCAGUUAUAUAGCCAUUCAGGACAAGUGUGGAAAUAAAACUGGCAGUUUUCACGUGAUCACUGAGAAUAUCCCUUGUGGAACAACAGGAACCACGUGUUCAAAGGCUGUUGGGAUCCUUUUGGGGAGAACUAGGCUUGAGCUUUCUGAAGGCACUGUAAAAGCAUAUGAUAUUGGAAGUGGUCCACUGAUAAAGUACAAACAAAGAAAUGUUACUAUGAACCUUGUCAUUGAUGCUGACAUAGGACUGACAGUUGUGUGGGACUUCAAAACCACUGUCCGCAUCAUUCUGCAGCCUCAGCACAUGGGAGAGGUUUGUGGCCUUUGUGGAGAUUUCAAUAGAAAUGUAAAAGAUGACUUUACUACUCAAGGCAAGUUGCAAACCACAAAUAAAUUAGAGUUUGUGGACAGCUGGAAAGUGUUAAGCACUUGCCCUGAUGCAGAACAAGACUCUGAACCAUGCCUUGAGACUCCCAAUCGAGUUGCAUGGGCAAAAAGGGAGUGUAACACCAUAAAUGAAGAUACAUUCAAAGAUUGCCACAGCCUGGUGGAUCCGAACCCAUUCUACGAGAACUGUAAGAAGGACACAUGUGCAUGUGACACAGGUGGAGAUUGUGAGUGCUUAUGCACAGCUUUGGCAGCUUAUGCUCAAGCAUGCAUUGAGGCAGGGGUAUGUGUGCACUGGAGAACACCUAAGACCUGCCCUGUGUACUGUGACUACUACAAUGGUCCAGAUAACUGCACAUGGCAUUACAGUCCUUGUCAUACACUUUGCUACAAAACCUGUCUCAACCCGGAGGGUAUCUGCAAUAACACUGUACCUUACCUGGAGGGAUGCUAUCCAAAAUGCCCAGAGGACAAGCCUAUUUUUGAUGAGAGAAAUAAUAUCUGUGUGGAGGCAUGUAAUCUUACAUGCAAUGUUGGUGGAUUCCAGUACAAUCCUGGAGAGGAGAUCCCAUCUGACAAUCCCUGUCAGAAAUGUUCCACACCUUCAACUACAGCAACUAUAAUUACAACAACAACAGGAAAACCUCCUGUUACAUCUACAACAACUGGAAGAACUCCAACAAUUCCAACAACUAAAUUUACUGCAUCAACAACAGUGGUAGGAUCUACAAAAUCAGCACAAACACCAAAACCACCCACCAGUUCCACACCUUCAACUACAGCAACUAAAAUUACAACAACAACAACAGGAAAACCUCCUAUUUCAUCUACACCAAUAGGAAGUACUCCAACUAAAUUUACUGAAUCAACAACAGUGGUAGAAUCCACCACCUCAGCACAAACACCCAAACCACCCACCAGUUCCACACCUUCAACUACAGCAACUAUAAUUACAACAACAACAGGAAAACCUCCUGUUACAUCUACAACAACUGGAAGAACUCCAACAAUUCCAACAACUAAAUUUACUGAAUCAACAACAGUGGUAAGAUCUACAAUAUCAGCACAAACGCCAAAACCACCCACCAGUUCCACACCUUCACCUACAACAACUAAAAUGACUGCAACAACUGGAAAACCUCCUUUUACAUCUACACCAACUGGAAGUACUCCAACUAAAUUUACUGAAUCAACAACAGUGGUAAGAUCUACAAAAUCAGCACAAACGCCAAAACCACCCACCAGUUCCACACCUUCACCUACAACAACUAAAAUGACUGCAACAACUGGAAAACCUCCUAUUUCAUCUACACCAAUAGGAAGUACUCCAACUAAAUUUACUGAAUCAACAACAGUGGUAGGAUCUACAAAAUCAGCACAAACACCAAAACCACCCACCAGUUCCACACCUUCAACUACAGCAACUAAAAUUACAACAACAACAACAACAGGAAAACCUCCUAUUUCAUCUACACCAAUAGGAAGUACUCCAACAAUUCCAACAAUUCCAACAACUACAUUUACUGAAUCAACAACAGUGGUAGGAUCUACAAAAUCAGCACAAACACCAAAACCACCCACCAGUUCCACACCUUCACCUCCAACAACUAAAAUGACUGCAACAACUGGAAAACCUCCUUUUACAUCUACACCAACUGGAAGUACUCCAACUAAAUUUACUGAAUCAACAACAGUGGUAGGAUCUACAAAAUCAGCACAAACACCAAAACCACCCACCAGUUCCACACCUUCAACUACAGCAACUAAAAUUACAACAACAACAACAGGAAAACCUCCUAUUUCAUCUACACCAAUAGGAAGUACUCCAACUAAAUUUACUGAAUCAACAACAGUGAUAGGAUCUACAAAAUCAGCACAAACACCAAAACCACCCACCAGUUCCACACCUUCAACUACAGCAACUAAAAUUACAACAACAACAGGAAAACCUCCUAUUUCAUCUACACCAACAGGAAGUACUCCAACUAAAUUGACUGAAUCAACAACAGUGGUAGAAUCCACCAACUCAGCACAAACACCCAAACCACCCACCAGUUCCACACCUUCACCAACAAGAACUAAAAUGACUGCAACAACUGGACAACCUCCUUUUACAUCUACACCAAUAGGAAGUACUCUAACAAUUCCAACAACUAAAUUUACGGAAUCAACAACAGUGGUAGGAUCUACAAAAUCAACACAAACACCCAAACCACACACCAGUUCCGCAUCUUCACCUACACCAACUAAAAUUACAACAACAACAUUAACAACAGGAAAACCUCCUAUUUCAUCUACACCAAUAGGAAGUACUCCAACAAUUCCAACAACUACAUUUACUGAAUCAACAACAGUGGUAGGAUCUACAAAAUCAGCACAAACGCCAAAACCACCCACCAGUUCCACACCUUCACCUACAACAACUAAAAUGACUGCAACAACUGGAAAACCUCCUUUUACAUCUACACCAACUGGAAGCACUCCAACUAAAUUUACUGAAUCAACAACAGUGGUAGGAUCUACAAAAUCAGCACAAUCACCAAUACCACCCACCAGUUCCUCACCUUCAACUACAGCAACUAAAAUUACAACAACAACAACAGGAAAACCUCCUAUUUCAUCUACACCAAUAGGAAGUACUCCAACUAAAUUUACUGAAUCAACAACAGUGGUAGGAUCUACAAAAUCAGCACAAACACCCAAACCACCCACCAGUUCCACACCUUCAACUACAGCAACUAUAAUUACAACAACAACAGGAAAACCUCCUGUUACAUCUACACCAAUAGGAAGUACUCCAACUAAAUUUACUGAAUCAACAACAGUGGUAGGAUCUACAAAAUCAGCACAAACACCAAAACCACCCACCAGUUCCACACCUUCAACUACAGCAACUAUAAUUACAACAACAACAGGAAAACCUCCUUUUACAUCUACAACAACUGGAAGAACUCCAACAAUUCCAAUAAUUCCAACAACUAAAUUUACUGAAUCAACAACAGUGGUAGGAUCUACAAAAUCAGCACAAACACCAAAACCACCCACCAGUUCCACACCUUCAACUACAGCAACUAUAAUUACAACAACAACAACAACAGGAAAACCUUCUUUUACAUCUACACCAACUGGAAGCACUCCAACUAAAUUUACUGAAUCAACAACAGUGGUAGGAUCUACAAAAUCAGCACAAACACCAAUACCACCCACCAGUUCCACACCUUCAACUACAGCAACUAAAAUUACAACAACAACAACAGGAAAACCUCCUAUUUCAUCUACACCAAUAGGAAGUACUCCAACUAAAUUUACUGAAUCAACAACAGUGGUAGGAUCUACAAAAUCAGCACAAACGCCAAAACCACCCACCAGUUCCACACCUUCACCUACAACUAAAAUGACUGCAACAACUGGAAAACCUCCUUUUACAUCUACACCAACUGGAAGUACUCCAACAAUUCCAGUAGGAAAAAUAACUUUAUCAACAACAGUGGUAGGAUCUACAAAAUCAACACAAACACCCAAACCACACACCAGUUCCUCACCUUCACCUACACCAACUAAAAUUACAACAACAACAUUAACAACAGGAAAACCUCCUAUUUCAUCUACACCAAUAGGAAGUACUCCAACAAUUCCAACAAUUCCAACAACUAAAUUUACUGAAUCAACAACAGUGGUAGGAUCUACAAAAUCAGCACAAACGCCAAAACCACCCACCAGUUCCACACCUUCACCUACAACAACUAAAAUGACUGCAACAACUGGAAAACCUCCUUUUACAUCUACACCAACUGGAAGUACUCCAACUAAAAUUACUGAAUCAACAACAGUGGUAGGAUCUACAAAAUCAGCACAAACACCAAAACCACCCACCAGUUCCACACCUUCAACUACCGCAACUAUAAUUACAACAACAACAGGAAAACCUCCUGUUACAGCUACAACAACUGGAAGAACUCCAACAAUUCCAACAACUAAAUUUACUGAAUCAACAACAGUGGUAGGAUCUACAAAAUCAGCACAAACACCAAUACCACCCACCAGUUCCACACCUUCAACUACAGCAACUAAAAUUACAACAACAACAACAGGAAAACCUCCUAUUUCAUCUACACCAAUAGGAAGUACUCCAACUAAAUUUACUGAAUCAACAACAGUGGUAGGAUCUACAAAAUCAGCACAAACGCCAAAACCACCCACCAGUUCCACACCUUCACCUACAACUAAAAUGACUGCAACAACUGGAAAACCUCCUUUUACAUCUACACCAACUGGAAGUACUCCAACAAUUCCAGUAGGAAAAAUAACUUUAUCAACAACAGUGGUAGGAUCUACAAAAUCAACACAAACACCCAAACCACACACCAGUUCCUCACCUUCACCUACACCAACUAAAAUUACAACAACAACAUUAACAACAGGAAAACCUCCUAUUUCAUCUACACCAAUAGGAAGUACUCCAACAAUUCCAACAAUUCCAACAACUACAUUUACUGAAUCAACAACAGUGGUAGGAUCUACAAAAUCAGCACAAACGCCAAAACCACCCACCAGUUCCACACCUUCACCUACAACAACUAAAAUGACUGCAACAACUGGAAAACCUCCUUUUACAUCUACACCAACUGGAAGCACUCCAACUAAAUUUACUGAAUCAACAACAGUGGUAGGAUCUACAAAAUCAGCACAAACACCAAUACCACCCACCAGUUCCACACCUUCAACUACAGCAACUAAAAUUACAACAACAACAACAGGAAAACCUCCUAUUUCAUCUACACCAAUAGGAAGUACUCCAACUAAAUUUACUGAAUCAACAACAGUGGUAGGAUCUACAAAAUCAGCACAAACACCAAAACCACCCACCAGUUCCACACCUUCAACUACAGCAACUAUAAUUACAACAACAACAGGAAAACCUCCUGUUACAUCUACACCAAUAGGAAGUACUCCAACUAAAUUUACUGAAUCAACAACAGUGGUAGGAUCUACAAAAUCAGCACAAACACCAAAACCACCCACCAGUUCCACACCUUCAACUACAGCAACUAUAAUUACAACAACAACAGGAAAACCUCCUUUUACAUCUACAACAACUGGAAGAACUCCAACAAUUCCAAUAAUUCCAACAACUAAAUUUACUGAAUCAACAACAGUGGUAGGAUCUACAAAAUCAGCACAAACACCAAAACCACCCACCAGUUCCACACCUUCAACUACAGCAACUAUAAUUACAACAUCAACAGGAAAACCUCCUUUUACAUCUACAACAACUGGAAGAACUCCAACAAUUCCAAUAAUUCCAACAACUAAAUUUACUGAAUCAACAACAGUGGUAGGAUCUACAAAAUCAGCACAAACACCAAAACCACCCACCAGUUCCACACCUUCAACUACAGCAACUAAAAUUACAACAACAACAACAGGAAAACCUCCUGUUACAUCUACAACAACUGGAAGAACUCCAACAAUUCCAACAACUAAAUUUACUGAAUCAACAACAGUGGUAGGAUCUACAAAAUCAGCACAAACGCCAAAACCACCCACCAGUUCCACACCUUCACCUACAACAACUAAAAUGACUGCAACAACUGGAAAACCUCCUUUUACAUCUACACCAACUGGAAGUACUCCAACUAAAUUUACUGAAUCAACAACAGUGGUAGGAUCUACAAAAUCAGCACAAACACCAAAACCACCCACCAGUUCCACACCUUCAACUACAGCAACUAUAAUUACAACAACAACAGGAAAACCUCCUGUUACAGCUACAACAACUGGAAGAACUCCAACAAUUCCAACAACUAAAUUUACUGAAUCAACAACAGUGGUAGGAUCUACAAAAUCAGCACAAACGCCAAAACCACCCACCAGUUCCACACCUUCACCUACAACAACUAAAAUGACUGCAACAACUGGAAAACCUCCUUUUACAUCUACACCAACUGGAAGCACUCCAACUAAAUUUACUGAAUCAACAACAGUGGUAGGAUCUACAAAAUCAUUACAAACACCAAUACCACCCACCAGUUCCACACCUUCAACUACAGCAACUAAAAUUACAACAACAACAACAGGAAAACCUCCUAUUUCAUCUACACCAAUAGGAAGUACUCCAACUAAAUUUACUGAAUCAACAACAGUGGUAGGAUCUACAAAAUCAGCACAAACACCCAAACCACCCACCAGUUCCACACCUUCAACUACAGCAACUAUAAUUACAACAACAACAGGAAAACCUCCUGUUACAUCUACACCAAUAGGAAGUACUCCAACUAAAUUUACUGAAUCAACAACAGUGGUAGGAUCUACAAAAUCAGCACAAACACCAAAACCACCCACCAGUUCCACACCUUCAACUACAGCAACUAUAAUUACAACAACAACAGGAAAACCUCCUUUUACAUCUACAACAACUGGAAGAACUCCAACAAUUCCAAUAAUUCCAACAACUAAAUUUACUGAAUCAACAACAGUGGUAGGAUCUACAAAAUCAGCACAAACACCAAAACCACCCACCAGUUCCACACCUUCAACUACAGCAACUAUAAUUACAACAACAACAGGAAAACCUCCUUUUACAUCUACAACAACUGGAAGAACUCCAACAAUUCCAAUAAUUCCAACAACUAAAUUUACUGAAUCAACAACAGUUGUAGGAUCUACAAAAUCAGCACAAACACCAAAACCACCCACCAGUUCCACACCUUCAACUACAGCAACUAAAAUUACAACAACAACAACAGGAAAACCUCCUGUUACAUCUACAACAACUGGAAGAACUCCAACAAUUCCAACAACUAAAUUUACUGAAUCAACAACAGUGGUAGGAUCUACAAAAUCAGCACAAACGCCAAAACCACCCACCAGUUCCACACCUUCACCUACAACAACUAAAAUGACUGCAACAACUGGAAAACCUCCUUUUAUAUCUACACCAACUGGAAGUACUCCAACUAAAUUUACUGAAUCAACAACAGUGGUAGGAUCUACAAAAUCAGCACAAACACCAAAACCACCCACCAGUUCCACACCUUCAACUACAGCAACUAUAAUUACAACAACAACAGGAAAACCUCCUGUUACAGCUACAACAACUGGAAGAACUCCAACAAUUCCAACAACUAAAUUUACUGAAUCAACAACAGUGGUAGGAUCUACAAAAUCAGCACAAACGCCAAAACCACCCACCAGUUCCACACCUUCACCUACAACAACUAAAAUGACUGCAACAACUGGAAAACCUUCUUUUACAUCUACACCAACUGGAAGCACUCCAACUAAAUUUACUGAAUCAACAACAGUGGUAGGAUCUACAAAAUCAGCACAAACACCAAUACCACCCACCAGUUCCACACCUUCAACUACAGCAACUAAAAUUACAACAACAACAACAGGAAAACCUCCUAUUUCAUCUACACCAAUAGGAAGUACUCCAACUAAAUUUACUGAAUCAACAACAGUGGUAGGAUCUACAAAAUCAGCACAAACGCCAAAACCACCCACCAGUUCCACACCUUCACCUACAACUAAAAUGACUGCAACAACUGGAAAACCUCCUUUUACAUCUACACCAACUGGAAGUACUCCAACAAUUCCAGUAGGAAAAAUAACUUUAUCAACAACAGUGGUAGGAUCUACAAAAUCAACACAAACACCCAAACCACACACCAGUUCCUCACCUUCACCUACACCAACUAAAAUUACAACAACAACAUUAACAACAGGAAAACCUCCUAUUUCAUCUACACCAAUAGGAAGUACUCCAACAAUUCCAACAAUUCCAACAACUACAUUUACUGAAUCAACAACAGUGGUAGGAUCUACAAAAUCAGCACAAACGCCAAAACCACCCACCAGUUCCACACCUUCACCUACAACAACUAAAAUGACUGCAACAACUGGAAAACCUCCUUUUACAUCUACACCAACUGGAAGUACUCCAACUAAAUUUACUGAAUCAACAACAGUGGUAGGAUCUACAAAAUCAGCACAAACACCAAAACCACCCACCAGUUCCACACCUUCAACUACAGCAACUAUAAUUACAACAACAACAGGAAAACCUCCUGUUACAGCUACAACAACUGGAAGAACUCCAACAAUUCCAACAACUAAAUUUACUGAAUCAACAACAGUGGUAGGAUCUACAAAAUCAGCACAAACGCCAAAACCACCCACCAGUUCCACACCUUCACCUACAACAACUAAAAUGACUGCAACAACUGGAAAACCUCCUUUUACAUCUACACCAACUGGAAGCACUCCAACUAAAUUUACUGAAUCAACAACAGUGGUAGGAUCUACAAAAUCAUUACAAACACCAAUACCACCCACCAGUUCCACACCUUCAACUACAGCAACUAAAAUUACAACAACAACAACAGGAAAACCUCCUAUUUCAUCUACACCAAUAGGAAGUACUCCAACUAAAUUUACUGAAUCAACAACAGUGGUAGGAUCUACAAAAUCAGCACAAACACCAAAACCACCCACCAGUUCCACACCUUCAACUACAGCAACUAUAAUUACAACAACAACAGGAAAACCUCCUGUUACAUCUACACCAAUAGGAAGUACUCCAACUAAAUUUACUGAAUCAACAACAGUGGUAGGAUCUACAAAAUCAGCACAAACACCAAAACCACCCACCAGUUCCACACCUUCAACUACAGCAACUAUAAUUACAACAACAACAGGAAAACCUCCUUUUACAUCUACAACAACUGGAAGAACUCCAACAAUUCCAAUAAUUCCAACAACUAAAUUUACUGAAUCAACAACAGUGGUAGGAUCUACAAAAUCAGCACAAACACCAAAACCACCCACCAGUUCCACACCUUCAACUACAGCAACUAUAAUUACAACAACAACAGGAAAACCUCCUUUUACAUCUACAACAACUGGAAGAACUCCAACAAUUCCAAUAAUUCCAACAACUAAAUUUACUGAAUCAACAACAGUGGUAGGAUCUACAAAAUCAGCACAAACACCAAAACCACCCACCAGUUCCACACCUUCAACUACAGCAACUAAAAUUACAACAACAACAACAGGAAAACCUCCUGUUACAUCUACAACAACUGGAAGAACUCCAACAAUUCCAACAACUAAAUUUACUGAAUCAACAACAGUGGUAGGAUCUACAAAAUCAGCACAAACGCCAAAACCACCCACCAGUUCCACACCUUCACCUACAACAACUAAAAUGACUGCAACAACUGGAAAACCUCCUUUUACAUCUACACCAACUGGAAGUACUUCAACUAAAUUUACUGAAUCAACAACAGUGGUAGGAUCUACAAAAUCAGCACAAACACCAAAACCACCCACCAGUUCCACACCUUCAAUUACAGCAACUAUAAUUACAACAACAACUGGAAAACCUCCUUUUACAUCUACACCAACUGGAAGUACUACAACAAUUCCAACAACUACAUUUACUGAAUCAACAACAAUGGUAGGAUCUACAAAAUCAACACAAACACCAAAACCACCCACCAGUUUCACACCUUCAACAACAGGAAAACCUCCUAUUUCAUCUACACCAAUAGGAAGUACUCCAACUAAAUUUACUGAAUCAACAACAGUGGUAGAAUCCACCACCUCAGCACAAACACCCAAACCACCCACCAGUUCCACACCUUCACCUACAAGAACUAAAAUGACUGCAACAACUGGAGAACCUCCUUUUACAUCUACACCAACUGGAAGUACUACAACAAUUCCAACACCUACACCUACUCCAUCCUACAACUGCCCGGAAUGGGGGAAAAAUACAAACGAGACAUUCAUCUUGUGUAACUGUACCAUGGCGAGGUGCAUAGAGGACAACAUCGUUGAGAUUAUCCCAUAUAAAUGUCCUCCACUGCAGAACAUCACCUGUGCUAAUGGAAAGAACCCCGUGCAGGUUUAUGAUGAGCAUUUAUGCUGCCAGUAUUACGCCUGUGACUGCUUUUGUGAAGGCUGGGGUGAUCCACAUUACAUCACAUUUGAUGGACUUUUCUACAGUUACCAAGGAAACUGCACUUAUAUAUUAAUGGAGGAAAUCAGACCUCAACACCACUUGAAGAUCUACAUCGAUAACGUCUAUUGUGACCCUGUGGAGCCUGUAUCCUGUCCCAGAUCCAUUAUUGUGUCUUAUAACAAUCAAGUCAUUACACUUAAUAAUCACAAUUUCAUAGGAGGUGCAGACCUAGAGGCUUUGAAGAACAACGUUAAGCUAAGGCUGCCUUUUGCCAGUAAUGGUGUGAAGGUUAUAAGUUCAGACCUAGACUUGUUCCUGGAGAUUCCACAGCUGAAUGUUACUGUAACGUUUGGAGCCACUGGAUUCAGCAUCAAUCUGCCAUUCAAGCAUUUUGGAAACAACACACAAGGGCAGUGUGGAACAUGCAACAACAACAAGGCUGAUGACUGUAUGCUUCCUGGAGGGAUCUUGGUGGACGACUGUGCGACCAUGGCUGAUUACUGGUCGGCCAAGGGUGUGAACAGUGAAAUUUGCGCCCCACCAACUGUGCUACCUACAGUUGGGUCUGGCCUAAAAAAAAACCUUAUGCCAUGUCAAGCCCACCCUGACUGCAAGCUCCUCAAGAGCGAGUUGUUCCAAGAGUGUCAUCCCCAUAAGUCCCCAGAAAAAUUCUUUUUAGGCUGUAAAUAUGAUAGUUGUCAUAUGAGAAACCCUUCUGUGGUGUGUUCCAGCCUGCAGAGCUACGCUAGGGCUUGCUCUCAGUUUGGCAUCUGCAUACACUGGAGAAACUACACUAAACUCUGCAAUAUUGAAUGUUCAGAUGAAAAAGUCUUCAAGCCUUGUGGUCCAGCUGAACCACCAACCUGCGACACUGAAACUGCACAUAAGCCCAUCACAUUGUCCACUGAGGGCUGCUUUUGCCCCGAGGGGAAAAUUCUCUUCAGCAAGCAGUCUGGAGUGUGUGUGGACAAAUGCGGAUGCCUGGACUCCUCAGGGACACCACGUGAGUUUGAUGAGGUUUUCGAGUACAACUGUGAGAAGUGUGUCUGUGAAAGGGACAGAAAAUCUGUGAUCUGUAAGCACAAGCAGUGUCCUGAUCCUAACCCUCAGAGAUGUACUGAACCGGGCUUCAUGCUAAUCAACACCACCAAUCACUCAGACCCAUGCUGCAACAAACAAGUUUGCAAUUGUGACAUCUCUAUGUGCCCACCAAUGGAUAAAAAGUGUAGCAUUGGAUAUUCUCCAGAGAUGAAGGUGUCGGAGGGAAAAUGCUGUCCAGAAAUCAAAUGCGUGCCAAAGAGAGUGUGCGUCCACAAAAAACAUGAAUAUGAGCCUGAUACCAUCAUCCCUGUCACUGACUGUCAAGAGUGUAACUGUACAAGGGACGUGGAUCCUAACACACAGUUGUUCAAGAUCCGCUGUCGACGUGUGCAGUGCAACAAGGCUUGUGAUCCUGGUUAUGAAUAUAUUAAGUCAAACAAUGAUGAUUGCUGUGGGAAGUGUGUUCAAAUUUAUUGUAUUGUCAAUGCCAAUGGCGGCCAUUAUAUACUGGAGGAUGGAGCGGUUUUGCCCAUCACAAAUGAGGGCUGUGACAGAAUCACCUGCACUAAAAGUAAAGGACAGUUCAUCACCAAUAACUACAGAAUCCAGUGCCCUCCUUUCAACAGUUCCAACUGCCAGCCUGGCACGAUCCAGAAGUCACCUGAUGGUUGCUGCCCCGUUUGUGUGGACAAGAUUAAAGGAUGUCAAGUAAACACUGUUCGUAAAAUCAUACAUAUCAACAACUGCGAGUCAGAGAGGAAAAUAGACUUGACUUUUUGUAGGGGAGAUUGUUCCACAUAUAGUGGGUACCAUGUGCCUGGAGCACCCACUUGUGGCUGUUGCAGUGCAACUCGCACAAGUAAUCGCACAGUAUCUCUUGGUUGUAUAAAUGGAGAUAUUGUAUCCCACACAUACGUCCAUGUUGAGCAGUGUGCAUGUAGUGAAACUAACUGUCAAGGUAGUGGGGUGAGUCGGCACAUACUUGUAGAAAAUCCCAGAAGGAAACGCAGCCUCAUAUUACCGUGAGCACCAGUAAUUCCAGAGGUCAACAACCCUAGCAUUCUGAAAAAUCAAAUGACUCCAGUAUCAGUGAAACUUGAAAUGAAUUUGAAUAGCAUAUGUUUUACAUUUCUAAACUUUAAACUAAGAGCUUUUAAUUUUUCUUAAAUUUGUUCUUUGAUAAAUACAAUAUGUACUCUUCUGCUUGUUUAAAUUAAAAAACUAUUAAAAAGGC
Messenger RNA from Xyrauchen texanus (razorback sucker), 15285 nucleotides. RefSeq names its product mucin-2-like. Lineage: Eukaryota; Metazoa; Chordata; Actinopteri; Cypriniformes; Catostomidae. Gene Ontology annotation, cellular component: extracellular matrix. Bases 18 to 15077 code for a protein of 5019 amino acids. The transcript has 44 exons. The record is from RefSeq and is a predicted model, not a curated record. Gene Ontology annotation, molecular function: protein binding.